GAGAGAUUUAUCCCAGGACAGACAGGAGGAUUUCCCCCCCACCCAGAGAGGUUUAUCUCAGCACAGAUGGGAACCUGAGCUAUUUCAUGAAGCGUGUGUGUGUAUACCUGACGAUGGGAAUCGGUGGGUGAGUCCAGGGAAAUGAGUGUCCGAGAGUGAGUGAGGUUCAACUAGUGAGGGUGUGAGUGUCUGAGAGUGAGAGUGAGGGUCCGAGAGUGAGUGAGUGUCGAUUUGUGAGGGUCCCAGUGUCGGGUAUUGAGUGUGAGGGUUCGAGUGUCCAUAAUGUGCCUGGGUGAAAGAUUCGGUGUUUGGCCAGAGACCCAGGUCUGGUUCUGUCCUGCAUGGUGAUGCCUGUAAGUCACCACCUUUGAGGCCCCAUCGAUUUCCCCGUGAGACAGGUUGACCUGGGGGUGAAGCUGGUAGGUGUAGCAGGGGUUUAAGGUGCCAGGGCUGGGCGGUGGUGAGUUUGUCCCCUUGACGGUCCACUGGGGGAGUGGAGGGUACUGAAAGUCCGCAAUGACGUCCCCGCCUCAGUGGAAGGUUCAGCUGCUGGAGAGGAAGCGAAGGGAUGAGGAAGAGGGGAGGCGCAGGGAGAAGGAAGAGCAGGAGAGACUGGCCAGAAUUCCGGCCUGGAAGAGGGAGAUCAUCGAGAGGAGACGGGCCAGGCUGUGGCCUGGGUCCUCGCCGUCGGAAAUCCCAGCCGAGGGACAGGCUGGGCCUAGCCUGACAGGCUGCACGGCCAAGACCGGGACAGACGGGACGGAGCCUGAGGCCUGCGUCGCCGUAGCGACAGACGGCGUGGUGGUGUGGGAGAACAUUGGGCCCCUGUGUCAGAACCACUUCAUCCAGCGGGAGAAGCAGAGGAAGAGCGGUUUGGAGCUGGAGCAGGCCCCUCUGGGAGUCCCGGGGACUGAGCUGUCCAGCUACGCCCCCGGGGUGACUGCCAUACUGGGAGAUGACAUGACCAUCAUUGAGUCUGGGCCCGGGCUCGCGGGCACCAAGGGGAAGCCGCCGAGUGUGAACGGUGAUGCCGGUCAGCAUGGGGCGUAUCAGCCUGACCUCCGGUCCCCUUUGAGCAGGAGCGCGGAGGAUCUGAACUCCUUUGGGAGGUGCCGGGUGGAGGUGGGAGCGGAGGGUCCAGGCCAGGGAAGGGUUACCCGGCUGCUGAGCAGAUUCGGCCAGCGGGGGCGCCCCCGGGUGGCGGAGAGGGGGGAAGGGGAGGAGGCCCCGGCAAGGCCCUCCCGCUCCCGCAGCACGGAGAACAUCCUGGAACGCCGGGGCCGCUCCGGGGCCGCGUCUUCCUCCGUCCCACCAGGGUGCGCUCACGCCCCAGGUCGGGGGCGCAGGCCCCAGUCCCGCUCGCCCCCGUCCCCUCCACGCACGGUUUCCGCUUUCCGCAGCCACUUUGAGGCCCGUUCGGCAACAGAGACCCCGGGCCGGGCCUACCCCAUCAGCGAGGAGGCCCAAGUCACUAGGCUGGGGUCCCGGGGGCUAGUUGGGGAGGGCGGAGGAGGAGAAGGGGGGCAACCUGGGCCUGUUUCUGGGGGCAGCAGAAGGCCGGAUCCAGAUUCAGGCUCCGGCCCAGCGGUGGACAUCAAGGCCGAACCUGGGGAGGCCCAGGCUCUGGCCGACGGUGAGGCCGUGCCCCCCGAGCAGCCGCAGCAGCCUCAGGUGGAGGCCUCCGCUCCACUCCUCCUCUCCUCCCCCACCUCCCCUGACAACGUCAGCUCUUUCAGCUCUCCCAGGCCGCAGCAGCCCGUCAGUGCGGCUUCCUCUUCCUGUGCAGAGCAGGCCCCUGCUGCUGCUGCUUCCUGCCUUCCUGCCGUCACUUCUGCUGCGGCGACAGACCGGAGACACACCGGGGAGUCUGGGCCCUCAGGCGGGCAGCCUAUGCCAGGCCCGGAGAGGCCCCCCGUCCCCGAUCCUGGGCCGGAGCCAGACGCCACUCGGGGGGAGCCCAGCAGCGACAUGAGCGGGCCUCAGCCUCCCACUGCCGGCCCCCGGGAAGUGAGGCUUCCGGCCUUCACCGUUCGAGCCAGCCGCGGAAGGGGAGGGAGAGGGGGUGCCCGCGAUACGGAGGGCACCACUGAUGGAGGGCAGGGCCUGAAGGGUACCUGGUCACCCACGCCCUCCAGGCAGGCCCCCGGGGCGGUGAUGGAGGAUGGCGAGGGGAGGCUGCGACCCAUCUUCUCCCCUGCCCCCCAGCGCAAGUCGGGCAGGACCAUCACCAUCAACCCCCGCAAGAUGGCGACCAGCAAAACCCCGCCCUCUGGCAACGCCACGACGACAGAGAAUGGCACCUCGGGGACACCGCCCGCAGUCUCGCCAGCUACCCCGGCAAAGAAACGGUAUCCGACGGCAGAGGAAAUCCAGGUGAUCGGUGGCUACCUGACCCUGCAGAGGUCGUGCCUGGUCAAGUCUGGCGUCAGUCGGGGGAAGGUAAGAGGCAUGCCCAGCGAAUCGGGCAAUGGGGCACACCUGGAAGGUGGGCGCUGGAGGUGGGCGAGGUGGGGUUAG
This is a messenger RNA of Chiloscyllium plagiosum (whitespotted bambooshark), 2517 nucleotides long. The record is from RefSeq and is a predicted model, not a curated record. NCBI's taxonomy places the organism in Eukaryota, Metazoa, Chordata, Chondrichthyes, Orectolobiformes, Hemiscylliidae.